CUACUUCAGUUGGCCAUCGACUUUGUGGAUGAGGUGACGUCUGUGGCAACAUGCAUCUUGAAGAAGAAGAAGAAUGACCUCUAGCCACCACCGCUCAGGGUACACCACGCAUCUACACGCUGCUGCUGCUAAGUGAAAGGGGGCAACACAGAUAACUUAUUUGCGUAGCCGCGCCCGGGCCUGCUCGGUUCAGCCAACACUAUUGUUUAUGGUAUUGGGGACACUAGGAAGGGUGUGGAGUGGCACUCCACUGGUCCUGCCCACAGUUGGGGAGGUGUGGCCACGGCCUCAAUCUGUACUGCCCAAAGACACCUACAUGAUCAUCAGGCCAGGGAGUUUCUCGUUCAAUGUGACACGAAACACCUGUACUAUUCUGGAUGAAGCACUACAGAGGUACAAGGAAAUCAUGUUUCCUUCCACAGGUCCUGAGAGACGAGGUCCCUGGAAAAAGGAUGGCAACUUCAAGGGUUAUCUUGACAGCCUAAAGGUGACUCUGCUGACUAAAUGUGAGACCCACCCACAUCAUGAUAUGGAUGAACAAUAUGAGAUCAAGAUAUGUAGGCUCCACAAGAACAGAAGGAAGAGAUGAGGUGGGAGGGUUACC
Portunus trituberculatus (swimming crab) is the source of this 604-nucleotide messenger RNA. RefSeq names its product beta-hexosaminidase subunit alpha-like. The transcript has 6 exons. The record is from RefSeq and is a predicted model, not a curated record. Lineage: Eukaryota; Metazoa; Arthropoda; Malacostraca; Decapoda; Portunidae. Bases 209 to 589 code for a protein of 126 amino acids.